UUCAAAUUAAUGCCAAAAACCUUUCCCUUUCUCGCAAAAUACCCUCUUUCCCCAAAAGCCACUAUCCUCAAUCAUUACUCCUUCCUUCUAUAUUUUUCACCUUUCUAUAUCUGUCUAUUUCACACAAAUGGAUUUAGUCCCUCCUUCUUCUUCUUCUUGUCCCUUUUCUUGGAAAGAAAAUCUCAACAACACACUCAACCUCUUUCAAGAUUUCUAGUUCGAGCAAAUAUUCUAUCUUGAUUCGUAGAUAGUAUUCAGUCGGCUCAACUCAGCUCGAUUUUUUCACUUUUACAGGCCAAGAAACUAGAGAUCAAGCACUUAUUACACACAAUUAAUUCCUACAUUGUCCUUGUCCAUUUCCUCUUACUAACCAUAUAACUAUAUCUGAAGUAAAUACUCUCCCUUGACUUGUACCUAUAAAGUCAUAAAAGUUCACAACCUGUUUCUCCUUAUUUCAAGUAUAUCAUUCUUUUCAGUUCACCUUAAAAUAGGGGGGUUUUGUUCUAACUUUGUUGACUUUUCUUCACACCCCAUUUUUCUUCAAGAUCUAAUAAACCCUAAAAGUGAAAAAAGAACAUAAGUUGUAGCUGAAAAAAGGGUUAUUUUUGUAAUGGAAUUUGUCACAGCACAAGGAAAUCUUACUUCAGGUAACAAUAUGGUUCAAGGUACAAACUUUCUUCCCAACAGUACUACCAUCAUUCCGUCCUCAGCUCCUCCAUUGAGCCGGUAUGAGAACCAGAAACGUCGAGAUUGGAACACUUUUUGCCAGUACUUGAUGAGAAAUCACCAUCCUCCACUUUCACUUCCUCAAUGCAGUGGUGCACAUGUCCUGGAAUUCCUCAGGUAUUUAGACCAGUUCGGAAAGACGAAAGUCCACAACCAAAAUUGUCCAUUUUUUGGGCUAAAAAAUCCUCCAGCACCUUGCCCUUGUCCUUUAAGGCAAGCUUGGGGAAGUCUUGAUGCAUUAAUUGGUAGACUUCGAGCUGCAUAUGAAGAAAAUGGUGGAAAACCAGAAAUGAACCCAUUUGGAGCUCGAGCUGUGAGGCUAUUUUUAAGAGAAGUUAGGGAUUUUCAGUCAAAAUCUAGAGGGAUUAGUUAUGAGAAGAAAAGGAAGAGAUCAUCCUCAACAAAUAAGCAGAAAAUAGCAGUGUCUGAUAGUACAGGUGCAACUUUAUGUGGACAGACAAAUAUUUAGUAAUAUUUGAGUGAUU
Nicotiana attenuata is the source of this 1211-nucleotide messenger RNA. RefSeq names its product protein LIGHT-DEPENDENT SHORT HYPOCOTYLS 1-like. Gene Ontology annotation, biological process: mRNA transcription; response to light stimulus. NCBI's taxonomy places the organism in Eukaryota, Viridiplantae, Streptophyta, Magnoliopsida, Solanales, Solanaceae. The record is from RefSeq and is a predicted model, not a curated record. Gene Ontology annotation, cellular component: nucleus. The transcript has 2 exons. Bases 611 to 1195 code for a protein of 194 amino acids.